AUGUCAACCUCAGCCCGUCCCCUCCUAAUCGGCCCUCCUUCUGGCCCCGAAUCCCCCUAUCCUUUCCGCAUGUCUGGCCCCGUUAUUUCCGGCUUUGGCCGCGGCUCCAAAGAACUGGGCAUCCCAACCGCAAACCUACCCGUGGACGCCUCCCUAAUCCCCUGGAUCACCGACAUUCCAUCAGGCGUCUACUUCGGAUGGGCGGCUCUGCACCUGGACCCCUCUCACCCGGAUUACCCCUCAAAACAUAAACUUCACAAUGGCUUCGCCGUCUACCCCAUGGUUAUGUCCCUAGGGUACAACCCGUUCUACAAGAACACCGUGCGCUCGGCGGAGGUGCACAUCCUGCACAAGUUCAGCGCCGACUUUUACGGGAGGCCGUUGAGGCUGCUGAUUACGGGGUUUGUGAGGGAGGAGAGAGAUUAUGCGUCGCUGGAAGCGCUGGUGGAGGAUAUUUUGUUUGACUGCCGCGUAGCGAGGGCCAGUUUGGCGAGGAGGGGAUGGCGUUUGAAGGGAGUUAGCUUGGCGGUUGAGGUUAAGGGGGAGGGAGUUGAUGGGGAUGAAAAGGAAGGGGAGGGGGCAUUGGAUGGAGAGUGGUUGGUCCGUCAGCUGGAUGAAGGGGAGCUGGAGGCCGGUGAGAAGUGGAGGAAGGAAAAGGAAGAGAAGGAGAAACAGAAGGGAGAAAAUCAGUAA
This is a messenger RNA of Thermochaetoides thermophila DSM 1495, 693 nucleotides long. Its product is annotated as putative riboflavin protein. The record is from RefSeq and is a predicted model, not a curated record. Bases 1 to 693 code for a protein of 230 amino acids. Gene Ontology annotation, biological process: riboflavin biosynthetic process; FMN biosynthetic process. Gene Ontology annotation, molecular function: riboflavin kinase activity. Gene Ontology annotation, cellular component: mitochondrion. NCBI's taxonomy places the organism in Eukaryota, Fungi, Ascomycota, Sordariomycetes, Sordariales, Chaetomiaceae. The transcript has a single exon.